Emericellopsis cladophorae is the source of this 858-nucleotide messenger RNA. RefSeq lists its product as uncharacterized. NCBI's taxonomy places the organism in Eukaryota, Fungi, Ascomycota, Sordariomycetes, Hypocreales, Bionectriaceae. Gene Ontology annotation, molecular function: DNA binding. Bases 1 to 858 code for a protein of 285 amino acids. Gene Ontology annotation, cellular component: nucleus. The transcript has 3 exons. The record is from RefSeq and is a predicted model, not a curated record.
AUGGGCAAGAAGAGACGCGGCCAUGCCGAUAUCGAGGAAAUCCUGGGCAGACCAUGGUGCUACUACUGUGAGCGAGACUUUGAGGACCUCAAACUCCUCAUCUCGCAUCAAAAGGCGAAACAUUUCAAAUGUGACCGCUGCGGUCGCCGCCUGAACACCGCCGGAGGUCUCUCCGUGCACCUGAACCAGGUCCACAAGGAAAACCUCGAUCACGUCGAAAAUGCGCUCCCGAACCGCCAGGGCCUCGAGGUCGAAAUUUUUGGCAUGGAGGGCAUCCCCACCGAAGUGCUCGAGUCGCACCGCAACCGACUGAUCCAGAACUUCUACCAGGCGCAGGAGGACCGAAGAAUCGCGACCGGCAACCCUCUGCCUGGGCAGGCCAAGGAGCCGAGAAAGAAGAUCAAGAUUGAAACGGCGGAGGAGCUCAAGACGCGUCUGAGGGAGUGGCGAGCCAGGAGGAAGGAGAUUCUCGCCAACGGCGGCAGCUUGGAGAGCAUGAUGCAGAGCGCGCAACAACAAGCAACACCGGCACCUGUACCCGCGCCAGCCCAGCAGCAGCAGCAGUACCCUGGACAGCAGCAGGCGCCGCCUCAGGGUCAUUUCUACGGCCAGGCACCCGAAGGCAUUCCCGCGCGACCACCUAGCGGCCCGCCUGGCGUGGCCGGUCUUCCUCAGCGACCUGGCGGUGACAGCAUCGAUCAACUCAUUCGCAAGGCAGAGACAGGCGUGAAACCGGCCGUGGAGCCCGAAAAGGCGAGCAAGAAGGACAAGAAGGGCAGGAUGUUCUACGACGAUGCGGAGAUCAGCCCAGAGGAGAGGAUGGCCAAGCUACCGCGGUAUGCCUUCACGGCGGCAUGA